AUUGGUCGACGGGGAUUUGUUUUGCACUCUUCAGACUUCCUCCUCUGCGUGUUUUCAUAAUAAACCACAUUUUUCUCCCGCCGGAGCCGCCGCACUGUUAUCCUGUCAGCCUGCCAGCAUUGUCGGAAUUCAGCUCCUGUUUUAACAAAGGCCGUGUAUGAAGUUUGAAAGCGGGUUCAGAUUCAAAGAAGACACGCGGGUAAACGGGCUCCGCUGCAACAACCAGAGGCUGUCUCUGUUGUCUUUAUUGUCCAAGCCUUUAGCGCGUGGUCGACUGUUGGACCGAGCCGACGUGCCGACCACAUACCUGCUUUAAUUAGAUGUUUUUCAGCCGUCAGUCACAUUGAUACGCUGUAAAGACUGCGAGGAGCUUCGGGAUUAUCAGACAUGGUGAAGCUGACAAAAGCCAAGACGUUCCAGGCAUACCUGGACUCCUGCCACCGUCGCUACAGCUGUGUGCACUGCCGUGCCCAUCUGGCCAACCAUGACGAUCUCAUCUCCAAGUCUUUCCAAGGCAGUCAGGGCCGGGCCUACCUCUUCAACUCUGUGGUGAAUGUCGGCUGUGGUCCUGCGGAGGAGAGGCUACUGCUCACAGGACUACACGCUGUCGCCGACAUCUACUGUGAAAACUGCCACACCACGCUGGGCUGGAAAUAUGAGCAAGCCUUUGAGCUGAGUCAGAAGUACAAGGAGGGGAAGUUUAUCAUUGAGCUGUCCCACAUGAUAAAGGACAACGGCUGGGACUGAGAGGGAAACCUCCCAUCUUUCUUCAUGACUUUUUCAAAAGUUGCAUCCCCUCCACUUAAAGGGGUUCCAGUGUAGCCUCCUCAUCCCGUGUACGAGCCAUCGCUGUGCCACACUUUCACUUCGUACGGCUUCGCCAACAAUAGCAUGUGAUGCCUUUUAUCUUUUUCUGUUCUUCAUGUUUUUCCAGCGACCACAACAACACAUUUGCUGAUAUUGCUAUCCCAAUUGCUAGUUGUGCUGGGACAUGGACUGAAUGAGUGCAGGGUUUGUGUGUGUGUGUGUGUGUG
Messenger RNA from Perca fluviatilis (European perch), 1034 nucleotides. RefSeq names its product yippee-like 3 (gene ypel3). NCBI's taxonomy places the organism in Eukaryota, Metazoa, Chordata, Actinopteri, Perciformes, Percidae. The transcript is spliced from 5 exons. The record is from RefSeq and is a predicted model, not a curated record. Bases 388 to 747 code for a protein of 119 amino acids.